Molecule: messenger RNA, 4345 nt
Organism: Pectinophora gossypiella (pink bollworm)
Lineage: Eukaryota; Metazoa; Arthropoda; Insecta; Lepidoptera; Gelechiidae
Gene: Vps39
Product: vam6/Vps39-like protein
Exons: 13
Coding region: 248-2818 (856 amino acids)
Biological process (GO): autophagy; endosomal vesicle fusion; vesicle-mediated transport
Cellular component (GO): membrane; cytoplasm
Molecular function (GO): protein binding
Source: RefSeq, a predicted model, not a curated record
UCAUAGUAGUUGUCAUUUUUUCUGUCAAAAUUGCGCGAUUUAUCAUGGGUUUAUUGAUGAAAUAAACACGAAAUUAGUGUUUAUUGUGUAAAAAUAAAUACGGCUAUAAAAUAUCAAUAAUCGCUGCUAUUUCAAGAGAUAAUAUAAGCGUGUUUUUUAUACCUCCAAAGAGUGCUACUGUAUAUCAUUUAAUUACCAAACAAAUUAUUCGUUUGAUACCCGUAAAUAUUUAUCACCGCCUACAAUCAUGCAUGAAGCUUACGAAGUAUCACAUUUGCUCACUGUUAGUAUGCAAAUAGAAGCAAUCGCUGCCUACGAUGAUCAUUUGCUAUUGGGCACGAGACAGGGUCAUUUGCUUAUGUAUUCUGUAACCCUGAGCAAUGGAGAACAGAAGUAUGAUGUACAAUUGCUUCGACUGCAGAAAAACUUCAGUAAAAAGCCAAUACAACAGAUAGAAGUUAUACCAGAAAAGAAUUUGCUGUUGUGUCUUACAGACAACCAAUUAUCAACUUAUGACUUGAAUGGUAUCAAUUAUCCACUGGUCACAACCUUCCCACAAACUAAAGGUGCUUCACUUUUUGCCUUAGACAACACGAGCACUACUUCAAUGACAGGAGAGUCAAACUCCAUAGUUCGUCUAUGUGUGGCUGUACGGAGGAAGUUGCAGCUCUAUUAUGGAAAGAACGGAGAAUUCAAGCAACACUUAUUUGAGUUCACAAUACCUGACGUGCCAAAAGUCAUGGCGUGGGGUCAAGAGUAUUUAUGUGUCGGGUUCAAGACUGAAUACACACUUUAUGAUCUUUCUUCGGGCAAUCCAAAGGAGCUGUUUCCUAUAAGCAGUUCAAAGUCAGUAGAACCAACUAUAACCAAACAUUCGGAGACUUGUUUCGUGCUUGGGAGGGACAACACAUCCGUCCUAGUGGAGGAGGCCAAAGAUAUUACCAUCAAGAAGACUAUCAAGUGGAAAGAUGCCCCUAUUGCUAUUGUUUGGGAUGAACCAUACAUGCUGGGUCUACUUCAAGACCAGGUGAUUGUUCAAACUGUGGAACCAGCACUCUUCAUACAGACUUUACUUGAACUGAAUAAAGCGAGACUGAUGUAUAGAUGUAAACGUGGUUUAAUAUUCGUGGCGUCGAUGGGCCAAGUGUGGUGUCUCAGCGCAGUCGACAUAGCGAAACAAAGACAGAAACUAUUGCAGGAUAAACAGUUUCAAAUAGCUGUAGAUUUGAUGACUCUAUCGGACUGUUCACCAGAAGAAAAGAAACAGAAGAUACAUUCCAUACAACUGCUGUACGCCAACGAGUUAUUCGCUACCAAAGAGUUCUCUUUAUCCAUGAAGGAGUUUCAGAAGCUGAACACAGAUCCGUCUGUGGUCAUUGCCCUCUUUCCCGAGCUAGAAAACAAGCCAGGGUCAGAUCCUACGAAGAAGAAACUUAAAGGGAAGGACCUUGAAAAUGCUCUGAAUGCUUUGAUAGAGUAUUUGGUGGAGCUGAGGCUAAAGAUCGGUCAGGGUCAAUACCCUGAGGCUGGAAGCAGUAACGAUGAAGCUGGUAGCCAAAGAAAUGUUCAACAGCAGCUAGAGCUGAUUGAUACGACGUUGCUGAAGUGCUAUUUGCAGACAAAUGAUGCAUUCGUCGCGCCACUUCUACGACUGAACAACUGUCGCUUAGACGAAGCUGAGAAGACACUACUACAGCACGGGAAGCACAGUGAACUGAUCAUAUUGUACCAAACAAAGGGGCAGCACACUAAAGCACUUCAAUUGCUUAGAGAACAGGCCAAACAGCCAGACUCGAGUCUCAAAGGAUACCAUACAACGAAGAACUAUUUGCAACAUCUUGGUGCUGAACACAUAAAUCUAAUAUUCAAAUUCUCCGAUUGGAUAUUGAAGGAGCAUCCUGAGGAAGGCCUCAAGAUAUUCACCGAAGACAUUUCUGAAGUAGAGAACCUACCCCGUCCAAAGAUAUUAGACUUCCUCCUAAGAGAACAUGAGCCUCUAGUAAUACCUUACCUGGAACAUGUAAUUCAUACGUGGAAUGAAACGAAUCCGCUAUUCCAUGACGCUUUGAUAACGUGUUAUAGAGAAAAGAUCACACUUAAGAGAGGAACUAUCACAGAAGAAGAAUUGCAUCAUUUGAAGGCGAAGUUAAUAGCGUUUUUAGAAAAAUCUACUCUUUAUACUCCAGAACGAGUUAUAUUACACUUUCCGAAUGACAGCCUGUUUGAAGAAAGAGCGAUUAUAUUGGGAAAGCUUGGGAGACAUGAACAGGCUUUAGCUAUCUAUGUGCAGAUUCUAGGUGACGUCGACAGAGCAAUAAGGUACUGUGAAAACGUCAGUCAAAUUCCCGACGAAAAGAACCAAGACGUAUACGUUAUUCUGAUGCGGAUACUAAUGAACCCCGACCAGAGUUCCCUGCCCGGUCCACUAGCUAACGUACCGAGACACCCCAAGACGGCAAUUCUAGAUUUGGAGACAGCUCUCAGUAUACUGGAGAGGUAUGCUGAUAAAAUUUCGCCGAUGAAGGCAUUGACGGUGCUACCAGACUCAGUGCCCCUCGGAAGAUUGAAACAUUUCCUGGAGAGCGCACUCGACAGCCAGCUGACUCUCAAGCGGCGCACGCAGAUCCUUAAGGGAUUGUUGUACGCUGAACAUUUACAGGUACAAGAACUGAAACAGUUCCACGAAUCAAAGAGCGUGGUGAUAAACGACUACAACGUGUGUCCAGUGUGCAAGAAACGCUUCGGCAACCAGAGCGCAUUCGUGCGGUACCCCAACGGCGAUAUCGUCCAUUAUUCUUGUAGAUUCGACAAGAUCUAGAACCUUCUAGAUAGUUCUAGAAAAAUCUAGAAUUGUAGUGCAUUAUAUACGUAGUUUUUCACGCAUAUAAUUUCGAUCUUUAGAAACUCCCCUAGAACAUCAUAGAAGCUUCUAGAAUUCGAGUAAGUUGUGUAUGUAAUUGGUUUCUUAGCUCGGGCUAGCUAGAACGAUAAUUCCUGUAGAUACAUCCUAAAUUGAUUGUAAGUUAUACCUGAUAUUUUCUUAUCCGCCGUAAAGGAAAGGGGCGGAUGAUUGAUAGCUGUUAAUUUUAAAAUUAUUAUAGAAUUAAUGACCCGGGAAAAUCAAAUAAUUGUCAACUUAUUUCGGUCGAGUUAUUGGUUAAUGUAAAAUUUUGAGAGGGUUCUUUAAGAUUUCUGCCUAAAAUUGACGUGUGAUAAAUUUUAAGCCCGUCGAUUACCUGUCCCAUUCCUUUUCGGCGGAGAAGAAAAUGCCAAGUAUAACCUAAUAUAAAAUUAGAUGCUGUCUGCAGGAAUCGGCACCAAUGUAUUAUAAUUUAUUUAUUAAUAUUAUAAUUUUGGUAGUAGCUUCUCUUUGGUAAGAAAUUUGUGUAAUUGUAGGUUUGCCGCUUAUGGCUACUUGGCCGAGCAAACGGGAAGCCCUGAGGGCCCUUAUUCGGCCCAAAGGGGCAGAAGGUGCUCAGUUGGGCAGGAACCUCUGCUCAAGGCAUCGUUUGAGAGGUUUAUAUUCGAAAGAAUUAAUCUAAUCUAGUGGGCCGAUAUGUGGGUAACUACCGACAAGAGCGUGGCUCUUAAAUUAAUGAUGACGAAUGGGUGUUAAACGCUGAAUGAGGGAAAUCGUCGAGCACACCGGCGGGAAGUGUUUGUUGUCGCGAGCUGAUUGGCCGCCGAAAUAUUGAAUAACUUAUAGGUAAAUAAGAAAAAAGAUCUUUGUUUUUUUGAACCAUCACUGUACAUGUAUAAAGGCUGUAUGUCAGAUUAGCUUGUAUGAUACCUCUAUACAUAGGGACAUUUUGUGUAGCUAAAUAUUUAGUUAUUGUAUGCUUGUAUUAAGUAUGUGUAGUCUAUCACAUGGUAUGACAAAACCAGGUAUGCUCAAUCCUAUGAAAAGCCGCCAUUGCUAGCUGUUUGAUGACGUGUUACAUGAGUGUUACCAUUAAAUUGAUAUCUCCAACAUUCCAAGGACGUAAAUUUUAUUAUUGAAAAUUAAGCGAAUUACCGACUAACGUACUUAAUUACUACUAAGUAUUUUUUUUACUAAAAGUUCAAAAUUGUCUUGCAAAGUAAAUUACAAACAUAUGUCGUGGGUAAUUUAUGUUUUUUCAAAAUGGCAACAGAGGGUGUUAGCAAAUGUUAGCUGUCACUUUUGAGCAUACCUGGUUUUGUUAUACCAUUGUCUGUUAUAUAUAGCUACUGUAUAAAGUUCCAUGCAAUAUUUUAAAUGUACUAUUUACUAAACAUAAAUGAAAUUAUAAUGUAUCUAUAACCAUGUAUAAAUCAAAUUAAGUACCUAAGUUAUGUAUUAUGUAGUAAAUUUUCUAUGGCAGAA